UCAGAGCCAACCGUUUCUGAUGUGUCGGAAAGUGAAAGAUGGAUACUCUUCAGAGAGGGAGUAGAAACUUUUUGAACUUUAUUUAUUUUUAAGGAGAUUUUGAUUCGGUUUUAGUGGUGCUCGGUUCGGUUAGGGUUUUUGUUUAAUUAAAGAAAUGAAAGCUUCAUCGUCACGCUUGUAAAGGCUUCGGUUGCAGUUCUGUUUUUUUCUUUGAUUUGACAUUGUUUAUUUGAUAUUAAAAACUAUUAUAAAAAGGCUUCAUGAUUACUGGAGAGGCUUCUGGUUAAAGCGAAGCGGCUCUCUCUCUAUAGAUUGAUGAUUGAUUGAAAGAGAGAGAAUUAUCUUUUUCACAAAAUGGCGGAAGUUAGAGGAGUGAACACGUGGCAGGAGGAGCUGGCGAGUUUAGUGGAAGACACGGGGAUGAUAUACACCGGGGAUAUGAUCGGGGUCUCGUCGUUACCGCCGUUCAAUGAGGCGAAAUCGGCCGCGGCGGCGGAGGUCGUGGAGAGUGAUCAUGAAACGGAACCGCAGGAGAGUUUGAAGGAACAGGUGACGGGAUUUAUGAAAUCGUGGUGCGAGAUGCUUCUAGAACUUGGGAGAGGAUGCAUAGGCAUUGUGCAGCAAACAGUAGUAACUGAAGAUUCGUUUCUAGUUCAGAAGCUUGGUGGACCGGUGGCUAAGGUCUCCGGUCGGUUGAGAUUCUUGAACGAGUUCUUGCCUGAGGAUCGUGAUCCAAUUCAUGCUUGGCCUGUUAUCUUCUUCGUUUUCAUCCUUGCACUUUCAGCUCUGAAGUUAAAUAGUGGACAUGAUGAAUUGGUACCGCCAGUGAAGAAAGUGCGUGCUCAUCCUCCAAAUGCGAGUCGAAUCCAGCUUCCAGAUGGCAGACACUUGGCUUAUCGUGAAAUCGGUGUUCCAGCUGAUAAAGCUAGAUUUUCUCUAAUUGCUCCACAUCCAUUUCUUUCAUCCCGACUUGCCGUUAUACCGGGAGUCAAGACAUCACUACUUGAAGAGUUUGGUGUUCGAUUGGUGACAUAUGAUCUUCCUGGCUUUGGGGAGAGUGAUCCUCAUCCUAGUAGGAAUCUGAACUCAUCAGCAUUUGAUAUGCUUCAUCUAGCUGAUGCUGUUGGUGUCAAUGAUAAGUUCUGGGUGUUGGGCCUCUCAAGUGGAAGUAUGCAUGCUUGGGCUGCACUCAGAUAUGUUCCUCACAGAAUUUCAGGUGCUGCAAUGGUUGCUCCAAUGAUCAAUCCAUACGAACCUAGCCUGACUAAGGAAGAAAUGAGAAGUAUUUGGGGAGAGUGGUUACCAAGAAGGAAGUUAAUGUAUUAUUUAGCUCGACGAUUGCCAAAACUGCUGUCCUUCUUUUACCGCCGGAGUUUCCUAUCUGGCAAGCAUGGCCGAAUUGAGAAGUGGAUGUCUUUGUCCCUUGGAAGGAGGGACACGGUUCUGACUGAAGGACAAACAUUUGAAGUCUUCUGGCAUAGAGAUGUGGAGGAGUCAAUUCGUCAGGGAAAUGCAAAACCAUUCAUUGAGGAAGCUGUCCUACAGGUUUCAAACUGGGGUUUUAGUUUGGCAGAUCUUCAGGUGCAGAGGAGGUGUUACAGAAGUGGAAUUUUCCCUUGGCUCAGGUCCCUGUACAGUCAAGCAGAAUGUGAAUUGGCAGGAUUUCUGGGACCAAUACAUAUAUGGCAGGGGAUGGAUGACAAAGCUGUUCCACCAGCAAUGAUGAAUUAUAUAAGCCGGGUUCUACCCGGGGCCAUCAUGCAUAAGCUCCCAAAUGAAGGCCAUUUUUCCUUUUUCUAUUUCUGUGAUGAAUGCCAUCGGCAGAUACUCUCUACUCUCUUGGGAAGUCCUCAAGGACCUCUUGACCCAGUAACAGACAAAGGUGAAAUUCUCUCUGAAGGAGAUAUGGAAGAGCAAUCAUCAGCUACUGAUUCUACCAAAAAUGAUACAUCACCAUAGAUUUACAAUUUUUCCCCUGAAUUUUCCAAAUUUUUGUGUAAAUACCACAGAUUGCUCCUCAUAGCUCGUAGGAGCACUUUAGAUGUCUCAAAAUUUUCUGUUACAAGUACUUGAGAGGUCAGGCUAGAAGUCAACGUACUUUAGAGGUGAGAUGUUAAAAGGCAAGGAGGCAUGAUCUUAGUAAUUUACCUUACACACUAGAAUCAAUAAGUAUAAACAAUUCUUUUGGCAUU
Molecule: messenger RNA, 2192 nt
Organism: Theobroma cacao (cacao)
Lineage: Eukaryota; Viridiplantae; Streptophyta; Magnoliopsida; Malvales; Malvaceae
Product: alpha/beta-Hydrolases superfamily protein
Source: RefSeq, a predicted model, not a curated record